UCUGUGAUUCUGUGAUUAUUAUAAUAAUUGGUUGAUUAUUAUUUUAAAUUUAAACAGGUAUUUGGGUGGAGUGUUCCUGGUUCCAGCUUGUCGUAGUCAAGUGCUUUUUGUAGAAGUGUGUUGGCAUUGGAGGCACAGUGACACGUCCUUGCCACCAGCCACCCUGCAGCUAAUGCCAUCUGCAUUCUGAACUGUGGAUGGGCUUGCUCAAUGAUAAAUCAUUUGGCAUCAGAGGACCCUGGUGGUUCAUUGUUAUUUGAUCCCUUUGGCAAUAGUGAUCAUCUGGCUUUUCCUAGCAGUGACUGUUUGAUAGCGGAACCUUUCCAAGUAAAACCAUUCACUCCUUCCUCCUUGAGUUCUGAGAAGAAUAAAACAGAUUUAAUUUGUGUUCUGCAGAGUUCAGAGCAUCCCUGGAGGGUUUCUGCAGGUGCAGGCCUUUCCCUUCCCAGUUUUAAGAGGGAUCUCUCUGUUACACAGCACUGGCUGUACUUUAUAUUCUGUCACUCCAAGCUUUUUGUGUCAUCAGUUCCCCGUACCUUGAGUGAACCAUUUUGAAUAAUCUCUCCAGCUUCUCUCUUGCUUUUCUGUGUUCAGAGCUGAGUAUGCCUUAAGAGAUGCUGCUGAUUUCUUACAGCGUUUCUGACCUUCUCUUGAGUUUGUCAUUCGUUUUAGUCUCUUAAGGUCCUUAGAAAACUUUUCCUCGCUGCUUUGAUUUCUGAGAUCCAAUCUUUGUGUUGUUUUAGCAGCCUUUUUUUCCUUAUUUCUUCUGUGGCUGUUAGGACUCAGUAACUUGGGCACUUGUUUCUUAAGGUGCCAUGUGUCACAGUGCUGAGCCAUAAGCCUUGCUAGUGACACUCUCCACCCAUCUUCUAUUCUAUCCACGAGUUUUCUGGCGCACACACACGUGUGAUUUAAUGCCUCUGAGUCAGAGCCUUGUGCAACAGUCUCCUGCAUAUCAGGUGAGAUGAUAUCAGGUGGAAUUAGUUCUUGAACAGUGAAUGUUAUGCAGAAUGUAAGAGGUCACCCAGAUGUUACCAAAGGACAUAAGACAAUCGCUGUGCUGUCCUGGACAUACCACGAGAUUGCACUCAAGAUGAUUGCUCCACUGUUUGCAGCGGGUUUGCACAUGCAGUGGGUCUUCUUCCAUGGCUGACAGCAGAGGUGGGCAGUGUGAGCCUUCCUUUGGGGCAGGGAGCAGUGGGGCACUGAUAGCACCGGGCGAGGGCGUUCUGUGUGCUGGGGAAGCUCUCAGCCUCACCGAGGCACGCGGGUCUCUCCGUUUUCUCUCCAUUCUCUCCCCUGGUGUUUCCCCCCUGCAGAUGCCCGCAGCUGCUCGGCCAGGCAGGGAGACACGCUUUGCUUCCAUUAACUUCAUUGCAUCGCAGGAUGACAGCAGAUCACAGACCAAGCCAGGCGUCAUUCAGCCUCUUUCUCGAGCGCGACAAAAUGCUGCCUCGCAUAACCCGGACGAGGGGGACAGCCCCAAUCCCUUCCAGCAGCCCGAGCCGUGCUCCGCUGUCCACAGCUCUCCAAAGCCACCAUCACCACCCUCUCCUGAUGAGAUUCCCAUCAACGUCAAGCAAGCAUACAAGACUUUUGCAGCAGUGCCCUUGUCACACCCUCUGCUCGAGACACAGGUAACUGCUGCUGGUUGGGGGCAACGUCACCCAAACAGUGGAACACAGAGAAGAAGGAGCACCGCAAGUGAGGGUAGGAAGGAGACAGCAACUAGUUUAUCGCAGACAGACCUGCUUUCAACAUCUUCAUCAGUGACCUUGAUGAGGGGAUAAUGGCCACCCUCAGCAAGUUUGCUGAUGAUA
This is a messenger RNA of Lagopus leucura (white-tailed ptarmigan), 1820 nucleotides long. RefSeq lists its product as uncharacterized. The transcript has 4 exons. The record is from RefSeq and is a predicted model, not a curated record. Bases 1146 to 1790 code for a protein of 214 amino acids. NCBI's taxonomy places the organism in Eukaryota, Metazoa, Chordata, Aves, Galliformes, Phasianidae.